ACCACACCUCCAGUCCUCCACUGACAAGCCGCCGCCGCUCUUCCACCUACCUCUCCCCGGCCUCGCACCCAUGGCCACGGCUUUGAUGGUUGCAGCCACCACCUCCUGCUCCCCGGGCCGCGCCGCGCCGCGCCUGAAGCCGGUGGCCUCCUCCUCCUCCAGCAGCAGCAGCAGCUCGGCGCGGCCGCGGCGGCCCUUGGCGCAGCAGCUCCCGCGGCUGCUGGCAACGGCGGCGGCGGCGGCGGCGGUGGCAGCUGCGCCGCUCCCGGCGCUGGCGGAGCAGAUGGAGAAGGCCGCACUGUUUGACUUCAACCUGACGCUCCCGGCGAUCGCGACCGAGUUCCUGCUGCUCAUGGUGGCGCUGGACAAGCUCUACUUCACGCCGCUAGGCAAGUUCAUGGAUGAGCGGGACGCCAAGAUCCGCGGUGAGCUCGGCGAUGUCAAGGGCGCCUCCGAGGAGGUGAAGCAGCUGGAGGACCAGGCGGCGGCCAUCAUGAAGGCGGCGCGCGCCGAGAUCGCGGCGGCGCUUAACAAGAUGAAGAAGGAGACCACCGCGGAGCUGGAGGCCAAGCUGGACGAGGGGCGCAGCCGUGUGGAGGCCGAGCUCGUAGAGGCGCUCGCCAACCUCGAGGCGCAGAAGGAGGAGGCUGUUAAGGCGCUCGACGCCCAGAUCGCCUCGCUCAGUGAUGAGAUCGUCAAGAAGGUGCUCCCAUCCGCGUGAUGAAACCAAACCGGCCCUGCCUUAUCCUACGACUAUAGUUACAUGAACAUCAUAAAUUAAUGAUAAUUUUGAAGAAAUUGGCCGAUGACUCCGACACUGUACUCAUGAAAGAUUAUUGGAUGGGUUGUGUCCACCGCCUGUGUUGGGUGUGGAUUGUUGUAGACUCGCAGUGAUCUUUCUCGAUAAGCUUGUACAGUUCAGUACAUACAGACACACAUUGAAACCAUAUAGAUACAGGAUACAUUUUGCCCUA
Molecule: messenger RNA, 974 nt
Organism: Zea mays
Lineage: Eukaryota; Viridiplantae; Streptophyta; Magnoliopsida; Poales; Poaceae
Exons: 1
Coding region: 71-721 (216 amino acids)
Biological process (GO): proton motive force-driven ATP synthesis
Molecular function (GO): proton-transporting ATPase activity, rotational mechanism
Source: RefSeq, marked validated